AUUUUGCCACUGUCUAAAAAAACGGCACGUUUUGGGGAAACGGUGCGUUUUAGAUCUUCGUUUUCGAAUUCAUAAGUCCUCUUUCAAUUUCGUUUAUUCAUUUGCUGCUGUGUGCCUCCGGUGACGGUGAUUCCUGAGGCUAGUUUCUUAGAUUACAUUGAAUAGAGUUUGCAACUUUGGAUUUACAGAACCGAGCUGUCAAGUUGACAGUGUUGGGCAUGGGAACUGAAGAGCCAAAAGAUCCAUUCAAGGGUGUUGACUGGAAGGCCAUAGGUGGUGAAUUGCAGAAGGACCCUAGUGCCAGUGCUAAGCCAGUGAUAAAGAAGCGGCUCCCAAAAAAGGUUAGACAAAUUCCAGACUAUUAUUUUCUUCCUCGACGAUCUCUACCCUCUGCAAUUGCAUUCUAUGGGGGAUGUAUUGCCGGUGGAAUUGGUGCUGGCAUGCUGCUUGAGAUCUGGAUAAACAAGAAAGUUAAAGAGGAUGGAGGCGUCAUAUGGGAGUUUGACAAAUAGAACCUGAAUGGCAUUGGAAGUAGAGUUCCACUCCGGCUUUCUUUUUCUCAUUUGCUGGCGUUUGUUAUUUUGGAAAACUACUUGGUGGAACCAAGUUGCUAGGGAAACUGUUAUUGAAUAUUAUGGGUUUGGACAUUGUACCCAUGUUGGUUUACUUUCCCAUCCUAAUCUCUGUAGUUUUAUUUUCCAAGCAUAUCCAUUUGUUUGGCUUUAAUGUUAGUGACUGAAGUAAUUGAUUUGUUCCGACAAAGUGAUUUGUUUGUGCAUAAAUGGAAAAAAAAAGAAUUGUAUAAUCUUUGUGCUCCUUCCAAUUGGGAAAAAUAAGGAUUUUCUGUACAAUUUUGUAUGUAUCA
Molecule: messenger RNA, 865 nt
Organism: Jatropha curcas
Lineage: Eukaryota; Viridiplantae; Streptophyta; Magnoliopsida; Malpighiales; Euphorbiaceae
Source: RefSeq, a predicted model, not a curated record